Elgaria multicarinata webbii is the source of this 1862-nucleotide messenger RNA. RefSeq names its product sulfotransferase 1C1-like. The coding region runs from base 382 to 1305 and encodes 307 amino acids. The transcript is spliced from 8 exons. Gene Ontology annotation, molecular function: sulfotransferase activity. Gene Ontology annotation, biological process: sulfation. Lineage: Eukaryota; Metazoa; Chordata; Lepidosauria; Squamata; Anguidae. The record is from RefSeq and is a predicted model, not a curated record. Gene Ontology annotation, cellular component: cytoplasm.
GUUUAGUAAUGCAGAGAAAAUUUGGGUGACUUCUGGAUUUCCUGUGAGGAGAACUUCUAUUGGGCCCGUAGGUGAAAGGCAUGUUUCCGAUGAACUGGGAGGGAAUCUAGGUAUUAAGUUGGCUGGCAAAAGAUGGGCUGGGCUGAAAUGACAAAAUCAAAGUUUGUUUCCUGGUCGACUUUACUGAGUGAGGCAAUCCGACUGCUGGUGAGCGUUUCCCUUGAGUUUGCAGAAGGCACAGAGAUGAAACAAAAGGGGCUGUGAAGAAACCAACCGCUGUGCCUGGAAACAGAAGUGAAAAGCCUUGCUCUUAGAGAAUCUCUUCGGAGGGAAUUCCAGGAGGAUCACAUGACCCUCACAGCUUAGCCUUGACGGGGCACUAUGGCUAGCGAACUGGACUACAACGAAGCCCUACACAAACAUGAGGGAGUCUUUUAUAGGUACCCGCUGAAGCUGGUCCAUGGGAUACCCCUGAUGGAACCCAUCGCUCAACAAUGGGCUCCUAUUGAAAAUUUCCAAGCGCGACCGGAUGACUUGGUCAUCUCGACCUAUCCCAAAGCAGGUACCACAUGGACACAAGAGAUUGUUGAUCUGGUUCUUAACGGUGGCGAUGUGGAAAAAGCUCAGCGGAGCCCCGUGCAUGUUCGGAUCCCGUUUCUAGAGAUCUGCUCUCCACCCCCUAUGCCUUCAGGGGUGGAUAGCCUGGUGAAUGCCCCGUCUCCUCGUGUGAUCAAAACCCACCUCCCCUACCAGCUUGUUCCCAAAAGCUUUUGGGAAAAGAACUGCAAAAUGAUCUACGUUGCUCGGAACGCUAAGGACAGCCUGGUCUCCUACUUCUUCUUUGACCAGAUGAACUUGACACAGCCAGACCCGGGGCCAUGGGAGAGCUAUGUUAAGAAAUUCAUGGAAGGCAAAGUCGCCUGGGGCUCUUGGUACGACCACGUCCGGCGUUACUGGGAUGAGAAAGGAAACCACCGCAUCCUGUAUCUGUUUUACGAAGACAUGAAAGAGGACUUAGCCCGUGAGGUCCGCCGUGUGAAGGAUUUCCUGGAGGUUGACCUGCCUGAAGAUGCUGUUCAGAAGAUUGUCCAUCACACGACAUUCCAGGUCAUGAAGGACAACCCAAUGGCAAAUUACGAUACUGUCCCCAGCGUCAUUUUUGACAAGUCAAAGAGCACAUUUAUGAGGAAAGGUGAAGUUGGCGACUGGAAGAAUUAUUUCACGGUAGCUCAAAGGGAAGAGUUUGAUGCCGAUUAUCAGCGCAAGAUGGAAGGAACAACCUUACAUUUCCGGGAUGAAUUGUAGACUAAGAAACAGGCCCCUAUUGCCACUUGUACCAUCAAAGAGCAAAACCUUUCCCUUUGCAUUGCAUUUUUUUGUUAUUUUCACUGUCUGUGCUAUUAAAAUGGUGUGGAUACAGUGUGUGUGAGUGUGUGUGUGUGUGUGUGUGUGUGUGUGUGAGAGAGAGAGAGGUAUCUACACUAGUCAAGUUAGAACGUGUCUUACCGUUUUUAAGUGUGUGUUUGGUAGUAUUUCGCCACAUGACGUUCAGUUUGUGACGUUUUAUUGUUGUCUGUUCUCCGGUUUUUAUUUUGAACUUCUCUGAAAUAAGUCGUUCUAUUUGGUAUGAUGUGGCCGAUUUCAUCAUAUUAAAUGGGUUUCUUUCCUGUAGUUCUUAAUUAGCCAAUUGUAUUCCUGGGGGGCAUGUUUAUGUAAUUUCCACGCCCAAAGUUGGAACUGUUUUUUUUCUUUCAAGCCUCUUUUUUGCAGCCACUCUUAGUUUCACUUUUGGGAGGGGAAAUAGUUUGUAAGUGGAGGAUUCUCGGAGAGAAGAGGAAGUGGGAGGGGAAAUUGGCAGACGG